This is a messenger RNA of Populus trichocarpa (black cottonwood), 1461 nucleotides long. RefSeq lists its product as uncharacterized. The transcript is spliced from 3 exons. NCBI's taxonomy places the organism in Eukaryota, Viridiplantae, Streptophyta, Magnoliopsida, Malpighiales, Salicaceae. The record is from RefSeq and is a predicted model, not a curated record. The coding region runs from base 260 to 1108 and encodes 282 amino acids.
CCCGCACCCCGAACGUUAAAACCGCCCUCUCCACUCCCUCUCUCUCCCUCUCUCUCCCUCUCCCGUCUCUAAUUCUCCAUACCCUCCACUUCUUAUAUAAACUCCCUCUUCCCGGCGAUUUCCAAACUUUUGUUUUCCGAGAAAAUUCAAGAUUCCUGAGAAGCAAACAGAAAGUUAGGAAGAGAGAGCUUGUAAUCGGAGCUCGUGAGAGAGAGUUUUUUCGAUCAAUGGUGUAUUCUGUUGAAAGAGAAGAAGUGUUAUGGCAAUGGGACAAGAGAGAUCAAAACCGCCGCUUCAUAAUUUUGAUCUUCCUUUCUUGAAGUGGGGGAAUCAAAGACACCUCCGCUGCAUGAAACUUCCCGACUCCAACACCGCCGCCGACGCCGCCGUUCGGGACAACAAGAACGAGAACAACGGAGGAAGAAUCUCAGUUGAGCGAAACCGUAGCAGUAGCCGAUCUCCACCAAGGAAAUUCGGCAAUUAUGAUAUCCGGCGGUUCAAGCCGCCGAGGGAGAGAUUCGGCGGAGUGGAGGAAGGGAUUGAUGAGGUGAGGGAGAAGAUCAUGCUUGAUCUGAAAACAGCGGCGAAUGAGAUGAAAGACAAGAUUUUGAGGAAAGAAGUGUCGGAUGAUGAUAGUGAAAUCGAAGAGGAACGAUCUCUUCAAUCUCAGUCCCAGUCGCCGCUCAGGGCUGUGGUUGCGGCGGUUGAGGAAGCACCGGCGGAGCCGGAGGUGAGGCCGUGGAAUCUGAGGACGAGGAGAGCGGCAAUUGGUGGAGGUGGGAAUUCAGUUCUAGGGAAAGUGAGUAGUAAUAAUUGUUCACCUUUGAGAAGCGACAGUGCUAAAUCGCCGAGAUUAAGAGGAGAUAAGAGAGAUAGAAAGGAGAAGGAGAAGGAGAAGGAGAGAGCGAAGUUUUCAGUGCCGUUAUCAAAGAAGGAGAUUGAAGAGGAUUUCAUGGUGAUGUUGUGCCAGAGACCUGCUCGGAGGCCCAAGAAACGGCCCAGGAUUGUGCAGAAGCAGAUGGAUGCUUUGUUUCCUGGUUUGUGGCUAGCGGAGGUUACCGUUGAUACUUAUAAGGUGCCGGAGUUGCCGGAAAACGGAAAGAGGUAGCAAUGCUAGUGGCGGUCUUGGUGCGAGGUUCAAAUCUCAAGCCUUCACUUUGCUGACUGCUCUGGUAACUUUAUGAACCUAACAAGUGGUGUGCAAGAGCAGCCUUCAUCCCUGUGACAUUGGGGAUUUCGUAGAAGAGUUUAUAUUCCUGGUGACUCAUUGAAAUGUUAGUUCAGUUGUUUUGAAAUGCUAAUUUUGUUUUCAUUAAUUAUAAUCUUUUCUAUCAGAAUAAUCUCCUGUAAAGAAAGGGCAAUAAGAUGUUCCAAAACGAAAGGAAUUCCUUGUUCUGUGAGCUCCUUUUUGUUGAGUGCGCUUACAGGUUGAUGUUAAUGAAUGUGAAUUUCAAUUUUUAA